AUGCAAGCACCAUCAGUUCCUAAGAUUAAAAAAGUAGUGGGUGGCGUCAAAGCAAGAUGGUUAGACAACGACGAAGCUGCCAACGACCCUGAGGGAACAUAUUGCGCCCUUUUGAAGAUGGAACUCCUUCUUCGAGGUGUAAUUGUAGAGGACGAUAAGAAAUUGUGGGGAGAGGUCUUGUCAUCAGUAGGAAAGCCGCUUUUAGACGAUCAGCGCGUCCCAAAACCAUUGAUAUCAGGUGGCAACAUAAUUGCAGGCAAACUAGCAGAGCAGUUUUCCAAAAGUAAGCAUAUUUUCUAUCCAAUGCUGACAGAGGCUUCAGGUCCUACAAAAAGAGCGCAGGACCUCAAGGAUAGAAGGCUUUUAGUUUUACUUCGACAAGACUUUGAUCCUCUAGAGGUGGCCAAAGGAUAUUUUCUCCGGGCAGCUGAAGCAAAUCCAGAGAAACCCACCAUGUGGAGACAAGUUUUCGACUUGAUGAUACGCCAGCAUGAUGACGAAGCACCUUUCGAAGCUCAGAGGAUUAUUGAGAAGUUAGUGACAAUUGCAUCGUCGAAGGGAAACGUUAAACGGAGCGCAGAGCUUAGACUGAAAUUGUGCAGGAGCUACUUGAAUACAAAUAGAAAUAUUCCAGAGGAGAGUCCCUCUGUAAUCUUUGCGGGUUCGAGCUCCCAUCACCCAGAGAAAGACCUGGUCAAGGUGGCCGAAUUUGCGAAAUCGACUCUCCGCGAAGCCCUGUUUGAAAAUUUGGAAGAGGAAGAUCAGAUAUUGUACAAGAUAUUGCGCCUCCGUGUCGAGCUUGCCGCUGAGGACGCUGAAAUAGAUAAAAUGGCACAACAGCGGUACAACGCAAGCGUAAAUCGGUCAAAAACUGCAUCUAUGAUUGCCAUCCGAGAAAUGUGCAAGGAGGAGGUGCUGUCGCAGCUAGAAGAUCCUGCUCGAGAAGCUUCUUUCGGCGUCCGGGAUGUGCUCCUGCACACUCUUUCUGCUGGCAGUGCUUCUCUUCUCCCUGGUUGUAUUGAAAUGACACAAAUUGCGCUCCUAAGGUUUAGAGCUAAAGCUCAACUUAGGAAGAGCAAUGAUGGGUGGAAGAUUCUUCUCGAGUACACGCGACCGGUGGUCGAAGGAGCCUCUUCCGCUAGCUUGUGGAAUAGCAAUAUGCCUCACGGUGGACGCCAAAGCAAGAUCUACAAUUGGUUCAGCCAAACACCCCCGAGUAUUCAGUCUAUGCUGCUGUCAGUUGCAUACACCCUACCGCUUACGUACUGGAUGUUAUUGCCUUACAACCCAGAACCGAUGACCGAAAAAUUCCAGUUUCUUUUGGAUGUUAUUUCCUGUACGAAUGUUAAUGACGAGAAACUUUCACCAGGGUUGUCCAGAAAGAGAGAAUCCAUCAUUCUUGCUGAGAGAAAGCAUGCAAGAUCGAUGAUCAAAUGUUUCUUGUGUACAGAGAACGAAGCUCAUUUGUUCGAGAUUUUUCAGGAGACUGUCGCUAACAAAUCAAGAGAGACCAAAUUUCCACUAGGGCAUUUGCGAUGUCUCGUCUCGUGGUCAGGAUGGUAUCAGCCUUCUUGGUUUCUGUAUUCUAGGCUCGGCGAUGUACGGUCUUUGUUGGCAGCUUCGAAACUAGAUGCUGGACGUCCGCUGAGUCCACUUGAGGAGACAAUUUUUGAUUUGGCACACGCAGAUGCAGAGUUUUUGCAGGGGGGCUCAGUGCAGCGAGCUUGUGAUCUGUACCUAAAAGUUUUGGCUAAUCUGGAGAACGAUCGUAGCAUGGAUGGAGGGACGAGAAUUUUGUUCCAGUCUCACUGCAACAACGGAUUGGCUAGUGCUUGUGCGGGAGGAGCACGCAUAAAAAACAACGGAACCGUCGAACAAUUUGCAUCGAAUGCAUUGCGAAUUCUUGAAGUCAACCAUCCCAUUGCACCGUUUCAUAUCUGGCGCGAUCCUGCUUCCGCAUCCAAAGCAUUUGCGUAUCAGCUUGGCGUUGCACGCCAAUUGGUUGCUGACUCUCUGGUUGCGAAACGAAAUUACAAAGAAGCUCAGGACCUUCUGGAAGCCGCAGUGCAUGAUUCUCCCAGUAAUGCUCCUGCAGCACUCGCUCUCGGGGAAUUUCUCCUUCGAAUGGCUUUUUUUGUCAAUAAUAACCGCUCGGAACAAGUCGACAAGCAAGCACAGGUACAUUUGCUGAAAGCCGCCAAGCUCGAUCCGCUACAGGCCAGACCUUUUGCGUUAUUGGGAUAUUGGUUCGAGGAGAAGGGUGACAUUGCACGUGCAGAGGGAUGCUAUUCUAAAUGCUUGGUUAAUGAUCCUUGUGAUCCGGUUGCAGGUCGUGGAAUCCUUAGAAUAGCGACGGACGGAAAUUCACAAGAAUACAUUGAUGCAGCGUUGGAACAGAACUCUAAAUGGAAUGGUUGGGCAUGGAAUGCAGUAGGAUUGAAGAAAGUGAUGGUGGGAGAGGAUGAGUUUGCACUUGUUGCUUUGCUGAAGGCUGCUCGCUGUCGAGAUAUUCGAAAGGCGAAAGAUAGGGUUCAUGAUUUGUUUUAUCGACAGAUUUCCGAGGGAUUGAACGAAGAAGCUAUCGUCUUCGAAAACAUAGGCCUUUGUUAUCGUCGGCUUGGGCGAUUCACGGCCGCAAUGCGUUCAUUUCAUCUAGCGAUUGAACUAUCCAAAGCAGAAAAUUUGGUCCCACUUUCUGCACUCUGCUCAUGUGCUCAAGUCGAGAUAGAAUUGGCUUUGUUUGAAGAAGCUGCCGAGAAGUUCGCCGAGAUAUUGCAAAAUCGAGCUUCUGGCGAUUUCCAGUCUAUAGCUGCAUACGGACAAGGCGUCGCCCUACUUUCUCUCGCCGAGCGUGAUCUCCAAGACGGAAAAGCUGGGUCUGCAUUCGGAAAAGUGACAAAAGCCAUUCAUGGAUGUCUGCGAUUAUCGGACGAGUUUGAUUGUAUUUACAAGCUUCUCGGAGACCUGUAUUCAUUUGGAGCCUUGAUCCCUUCGGCAUUAUUCGACCACACUCACGACGAUGCCAACACGACGCAGGGUGGACACGUGAAGAAACAGUUGGAGUUUGUAUCUCAUGGAGAGAAUGCAUAUAGAUCAGCGCUGGCCUCAGUUGAAACGCGUCUACAUGCUGACCAAUCGAUUGGCUCACAAGCUUCGUACCGUUGUGACAUUGCCUCGAAUAUUCUGUUGCAAGCAAAGAUUGUGGCAUCAACAUGCGAAGCGGGAAGUAUUGACUCAGUAUGCACAUCGAUGUACAAAAAGGCUGCGAAUGAAUUCGAAAGGUCGUUGAGUUUUAUUCCAAUCAGUGCAGUUGCUUGGUGUGGUUUUGGCUGUUCUGUUGACGAUCCUUUGCUGGCUCAGCAUGCGUUCUGCCGAUCUCUGCAAAUCGAAAGGUUGUUACCUGAUGGUUAUACCAAUGUUGGGUUUCUCUACACGAAGCUUCAUGCGCAUUUUGCUUCGGAAGAGACAAUGCAUGUUCUGACCCAAGUUGCGGAUACGCCGCUGAUGUGGGUCAAUCGUGCCUUUAUACUGGAACAGAAAUCAGGCGAACGCCUCGAGGCGAAAGCGGAUGAUUUGAAAAUGGUUGUUGAGGCAUCGGAUGCAUACCGGGCGGCACUACAAGUUAUGAAGCAACCAGAUGCUCUGAUUGGACUCGCUGCAACAGGAAUGCUAUCGGGUAAAGGCUGUCUUGGGGUCUAUGCAAAUCACAAGAAGAAUACCCUCGCGCUUCUGAAUGAAUUUCUAGCUACGACCUCCUAUCUUCGUGAAGAGGCACAGCUCUUGGCUGAUUUGGUGGGCAUGGAACAAGCUGCUCUCGCGAAGAAUGCUACUUGGAGGAACGAUGAAAUUGAGAAAGCGAGAAAUCUUACCAGGAUGGGGCUCUCAGAUGCAAGUGUAACUAAAAGGGUGAAUGCCAGAAGUAUGGAAAAGUGUCUGCAGAAACCUAUGGUGAGAACGCCUCAAAGAAAAGAUAUAGCCCCUGAUGUCUCUGGGACUCAAGCGAAAAUCAUUGGGAAGCCAAAUGAUCCAAUGCAAUGGCUUGUAAUUGCAAAGAGUGUUGCAAGCAAAAUAGAUCUUACAAGCUCAAGAGAAGUGGUUGGAGAGGCACUUCGAAUGGCAAAGAAGGCAUCAGACCUGCUCACUCACAACAUGACUUCGUCACACUUUAUUGACAAAUCGCACAACCCCUUGGAGGCCAACAUGGUGGCUGAAGCGCUGUCUCUUGUUUGCUCGCUACAAAGUAUCCAAAAUGACCAGAGGGAGUCGAGCAACAACUCUUUGGGAUACAAUUUGCAACAUGCUAUGAUGGUGUGUCCGGACAGCAAGGUUGCAAGAGUGUUGCUACGAUGUAACACUACCUAUGUAAGAGGUAUAGCAAUGUAG
This is a messenger RNA of Cylindrotheca closterium, 4383 nucleotides long. The record is from the annotation of a GenBank genome assembly. NCBI's taxonomy places the organism in Eukaryota, Bacillariophyta, Bacillariophyceae, Bacillariales, Bacillariaceae.